AUGGCUCCUGUCGAAGAAGCUUAUUCUCCCCGCACUAUCCGUGCAAAGACUCCAAUUUUUGAAGAUAGCAGCAAUGUAUCCAUCGACUUGAUCUCUCAGAAUAUGAGAGUAGUGGUGAAAAAAAUCCAGGAUCUUCGACAUUUGGGCAUUGAAAACCGCAGCCUCCCCCUUCCAAAGAUUGUGGUAGUUGGAGAUCAGAGUGUUGGGAAAAGCUCGCUCAUCGAGGGUAUGAGCGAGAUCAAAGUGCCUAGAAGUGCCGGGUGCUGUACAAGAUGCCCUCUAGAGAUAAAUCUUUCGGAGAGCGAGUCCCCAGACGCUCCGUGGACGUGCAGACUCCUCCUUAUGAAGAGGUAUAUGUAUGAUACGUCAGGGCGGACCCAACGCGCCACGAAUACCCGGCCCCUAGGCCCGUGGACUGAGCAAGACCCUGAGGAGUUGCCCUUUGCAACACUGACUAACAAGGCACAACUCCAGGAGCACCUCAGAUGGGCUCAGCUAGCCACGCUCAACCCUGGACGUAGCCACACUGAUUUCAUUCCUGGUGAGGAUCAGGAGACAGAUGGCACUUACACCCAGGUCAAGUUUUCUCCCAACGUUGUCCGCCUUGACAUUACAGCCCCAAACUUUCCCAAUCUCUCCUUUUAUGACUUACCCGGAGUCAUCAAUGUUGCUGAGCUGGAUGAAGAGCGCUACUUGGUCGACUUGGUUGGAAAUUUGGUAAAAGAAUACAUCAAAGCAGAAAACUGUAUCAUCCUACUUACCUUGCCGAUGACCGACGAUGCAACAAACUCGAGUGCUGCCAGGAUUAUCCGUGAUAUCCCUGGGGCCAGGCAUCGGACUAUUGGGGUCCUCACCAAGCCAGAUCGUGUCGAGCUCAAGAAUGGGAAUGAAUAUGACCAGUGGCGUGAGAUACUCCGCGGUGACAAAUUCUCAACUGGUCAUGGAUAUUACGUGGUCCAAAACAACCCCGAUCCGAGAGUUGACCACGCAACCGCUCGUGUAGAGGAAGGCCACUUCUUCUCUCAUCCCCCAUGGCAAACGGAGCUUGCAGCUUACACCGACCGAUUUGGCACCCGCCGCCUGCAAACAGCCUUGUCAAAAUUACUUCUAAAAUUGAUACAAGACUCUCUGCCCGGCAUCAUAGACCAGAUCAAUAUGCAAGCUAAUCAUGUUCACGAGGAAUUGAAGAAGCUCCCCAACCCUCCAUCAGCCAACAUUCCAUACAUACUAUGCCAAAAGCUCAACGUGUUUACGAACAACGUCCAAAUGCAUGUCGACGGAGGAUCUCCCAGGUUUCCAUUUUUGAAGCAAUGGGGUGCCAUCGCGUGCGAGUUCCAGAAAUACCUCGCCGAAUCCAGACCCAGCUUAUGCCUUACUGAGCCCUCUGACUUUCGAUUGCAGUCUGUUCAUCCGGAGGGCAAAAGCGAAGACACAUCUGGCAGUUCUAAGACAAAUCAGAAACGUAGAAACCUGUCUCAGACAAAUGGAGGAGGCAAUAUCAAAAAGAUGAGAGCAGAGGAUCUAGCCAAUGGCUCUGCGUCUACUGCGUCAGCUGCGCCUGUAUUCAACACCCAAGGCCAUUUUGAGAAAUUUCCAAAACCAGCAAAAUGCUUUAACCUUAGUGAAAUUCGCAACGUCAACACCGAUACAUAUGUUUCUGGUGUUCCAGGUCUGGGGAAUCCCCAUGCCGUUGAGGCAAUUAACAGAAUCAGCGUUUCGCACUGGGACGACCCAAUGAAGAUGUUCCUGCGAGUUACAUACGCCUUGAUAUCCGACGUCCUUCUGGACGAGAUGCGCUCAGUAUUUGGACAAUAUGAGCAAACAGCCUUGUUUGACGAGCUGAAGGUGAUAAUCGUUGACUUUCUUGAGUCAAUCCGCAUCGAUCAUUUUAAACAGGCUGACGAGCACUUUAACAUCGAGUGCCUAAAGCCCUUCACCAUGGCUAAUGCUUUGUUCCAGCGUGGGCAAGAGGAAGCCCACGAAUUCUUCCAUACUAAACGUCAUGAAGCCAGGGCCAAACACUAUGCCAAAUCGCUUGACGCCUUUCAGCAAGCAGCGGGCAUAAACACUAAAACAGACCCAAAUAAGGUGACAAAGGAAAGCUUGGGACCGGACGAUUUUGCCAAGGAGUUAGAGAUCAUGAGCGCAUCCCGUGCGUACUAUGAUAUUGCUUCAUCACGUUUCGUUGACACAACGUGUCAAGGAAUUCAUAUCAAGCUUUUUAUGCGCUGCAGAGACGAGUUGAGAGGAGUGAUUGAACAGAAACUUGGUAUCUUGGGAGAUAACGCUUCUGAACGCUGCAUGGAUUUGAUGGUGGAAGAUCGAGACAGACAAGUGAGGCGGAUGUAUCUUCUUAAGGAAAAGGAGAAGCUUGACAAAGCUCAGGAAUGGCUGAGAGUUGCGGAGAAGACUCCAGAGCCCCUUUUCUGUGAUUCCAACCCUGUCUAA
Messenger RNA from Microsporum canis CBS 113480, 2448 nucleotides. Its product is annotated as dynamin family protein. Lineage: Eukaryota; Fungi; Ascomycota; Eurotiomycetes; Onygenales; Arthrodermataceae. Gene Ontology annotation, cellular component: membrane; microtubule; cytoplasm. The transcript has 5 exons. The record is from RefSeq and is a predicted model, not a curated record. Gene Ontology annotation, molecular function: microtubule binding; GTP binding; GTPase activity. Bases 1 to 2448 code for a protein of 815 amino acids.